Molecule: messenger RNA, 453 nt
Organism: Protopolystoma xenopodis
Lineage: Eukaryota; Metazoa; Platyhelminthes; Monogenea; Polystomatidea; Polystomatidae
Source: the annotation of a GenBank genome assembly
AUGGCAGACGCAAAGCUUCGUGAAAUUUUUCUUAAUUUUUGUGAUACUGUAAAGAAAGGCUCUACAGUAGCUACAGACAAGACUCUUAAAAAGAUAUGUAUGGAUUGUAAACUUUGUUGUGAAGGAAUGGAUAUGAAUAGGGUUGAUAUUCAAUUCAGGAAGCAUCUGGGAAACUCAAAAAAGAAUGUGGACUUUGCUGGAUUCUGUUCCUUUAUAGAAGGAGCUUUAGCAGAAGCAUAUAUUCAGGCUACCAAACAAGAUAGAGAAGCCGCUGUUAGCGAGUUAAAGAAUAAAAUUAUUGCAGCUGGAGGACCGAAAACCCAUGGAGUUACAUCAAUUUCUCAUGAUAGUGCUACAAGUCGCUUAACGGAUGUUCAAGGAUAUACAGGAAGUCAUAAGGAGAGGUUUGAUAUGGAGACUGGAAAGGGAAAGGGAAUGGAAGGAAAGGAUUAA